Molecule: messenger RNA, 1128 nt
Organism: Fomitiporia mediterranea MF3/22
Lineage: Eukaryota; Fungi; Basidiomycota; Agaricomycetes; Hymenochaetales; Hymenochaetaceae
Product: DHS-like NAD/FAD-binding domain-containing protein
Exons: 10
Coding region: 1-1128 (375 amino acids)
Molecular function (GO): NAD+ binding
Source: RefSeq, a predicted model, not a curated record
AUGCGUGUUUCCGUUCCAACUAUCCCAAAGACAAUUCCAACGCCAGGGUCAGCGUCCUCGAAUAUCACAAGGGCAGCUGCAAUUGAGCGCAUCGCGACAUUUCUAGCGCCAGGAAACGUCACUAUACUGAGUGGAGCAGGUGUAAGUGUCGACUCGGGGAUACGUGCGUACAGAGGGAAGGAUGGAAGAUACAUGAAUCCGAACUAUAAGCCUAUAUUUUACCACGAACUUGUUGACGAAUCAGAAAAGGGAUUCGCUUUCAGACAACGAUAUUGGCAUGUGCAUUUCUUGGUCUUGAUUUCGCUGAGGUCUUACCUUGGAUAUCCUCCGGUUCGAGAUGCUCUCCCAAAUACGACCCACUAUGCUAUUGCUGCUCUUCAAUACACGUCACAUGUAUCCCGGCUCGUCACGCAAAACGUAGAUGGAUUAGAUAGCAAAGCCAUGUCAUCUAUUUGGCCCGCAAGCAAAAUCUCGACCCGAAUAUUAGAAUUACACGGGACGUUACACAGAGUCAGUUGUAAGCAUGACCAUGUUGUAGAUCGUAACUUGUUUCAAGAAUGGCUAGCGGGUGCAAACCCUCGCUGGGCUCAGUUUAUGGAAAACUUAGAACGAACUGGGCAGAAACUCAGGACAAAUCCGGAUGGAGACGUAAACAAUCAGGUUGAGAUUGAAGGAGCGUCAUACGAAGAUUUCGUUGUUCCCGACUGCCCUUCUUGUUUCGAGGAAGGCAGAAGAAUUAAUAUGCACAAGCCUCAUCUAAUAUUCUUCGGCGAAUCAAUACCUGCUGCAGUGAAGGACAAAUCAUUUGAGGCUAUAGAGUUAGCGGAUCGCUUAUUUAUCGUCGGAACUACACUUGCGACAUACUCUGCUUUUAGACUACUAAAGCGCGCGAUUGAGCUGGGAAAGCCGGUGCUGAUGCUCAACGUUGGUCCGACGCGUGCAGACACUCUCACUCCCCCUAUUGAGAAAAUCGAGCUUCCAACAGGGGUCAUUUUACGAGAUGUGGUUCGAAUGCUAGCAGGAUCAAGAGCAACUGAAGAUCCUGUCCUUGUAGAACUAUUGUCAAGUGGAAUUGUAAAGCCACCUCCAAGGGAUGAUGAUGACAGGGCACCUAGAGCUUCCGGGUGA